GAUACAAACAAACGAUCGUGACAGCUAGUGUAAAUGAUCUGCUUCGUUUUUUUGCGUGCAAUCACAAAAUAAUAAUAAUAAUAAUAAUGAUUAUAAAAUAAUAAUAAUAAUAAUAAAAAAUAAAGGUUCCCCACAGCAAUCACCGCUCGUUUAGUUCCUCAGAAAUGUUAGUCUUUAUGGAGAAGAACAAUGACAGGGUCCUCGAAGCGUUUGCUGGUUGGGCCUUAAUAAUAAUAUUUUUUACAAAAACAAUAGGGACCUUCCAGCAGUCACUGACCCUAACCUGCUAUUGACCAUCCUCUCCAUAAUCUUCCCAAGAGGUGACUGAAGAUUAUGGAGAGUAAAUAUAACCUCAAGAGUCCUGCGGUGAAGAGGUUGAUGAAAGAGGCUGCUGAAUUGAGAGAGCCCACAGAGCACUACCAUGCCCAGCCAUUGGAAGAUAACCUAUUUGAAUGGCACUUCUCCGUACGUGGACCCCCAGAUUCAGAUUUUGAUGGUGGCAUCUACCAUGGCAGGAUUGUGCUUCCCCCGGAGUAUCCAAUGAAGCCUCCCAGCAUUAUUCUUCUCACAGCUAAUGGAAGAUUUGAAAUCGGGAAGAAGAUCUGUCUGAGUAUAUCGGGUCACCAUCCAGAGACAUGGCAGCCUUCAUGGAGCAUACGGACUGCUCUAAUUGCCAUAAUUGGAUUCAUGCCAACAAAAGGAGAGGGUGCAAUUGGAUCUCUUGAUUAUACACCAGAAGAGCGGAGGGUCCUUGCCAAAAAGUCCCAGGAUUUUUGCUGCGAGACAUGUAGUUGUACAUUGCGCUCAGCACUCCUGCCUCUGACCCCAAACAGCAACCUCAGCCCAGAGGACCACAUGGCAAAUGAUUUCGCUCAACAAAUGAACUACAAGGCAGACUCAAGUUCAUCCAGUAAAACGGGGAACCAGAGUGACGUUGACACCAAGGUUUCCAAUCUUACCCAGGAAGCCUCCCCGAAUUCUUCAGGCGACGCAGUUGUCGAUCCGCCCCAGACUGAGCAGGCAGAAGUGUCAGCAGCUGCGAGAGUGGAAAGGCCGCAAACUCCUUUGGACACUGAUCAUCCUCACAGUCCACGGCAGCGUCGUGUCCGGCAUGCUCAAAGAGACAACAGAGAAGCCCCAAACAGACCACCUUUAAUUGCAGGGGUCCACGAGGCACAAGAUGAGAGCCACGCAGGCUCUGCUAUGCUUAUAGUGGUGCUCUCUCUGAUCCUGGCUGCACUUAUUUUCCGUAGGAUUUACCUGGCCCAUGACUACAAGUUUGAUUAUGACUUUUCCUAGCUAUUACUUAUUCUCACCUCCUAUUAUUAUCAAUCCUAUUGUAGCCCCUUCAUACUACCGCUAGAAUAUACUGCCAUGUUGGUCUUUUCAACAGGAAGAGGUGGAAGCCCAGCUAGGUGAAAUUCAAGCUUUUACAGAACAAAUGACAAAUGAGAGAUGGCAUGGUUGCAUUGCUUUGGAUUUGAAAUCACAGCUUUCGUAUUAAAAGUUGUUUCAAAUCGAGCCGAUGUCGCUCACAGCACGUUCCAUAAUUGUGUAUCUGUAAAUAAAUGAUUUUGCCAUCAGGCUUAUUUUUGUUUUA
Molecule: messenger RNA, 1600 nt
Organism: Syngnathus acus (greater pipefish)
Lineage: Eukaryota; Metazoa; Chordata; Actinopteri; Syngnathiformes; Syngnathidae
Gene: ube2j1
Product: ubiquitin-conjugating enzyme E2, J1
Exons: 9
Coding region: 334-1299 (321 amino acids)
Source: RefSeq, a predicted model, not a curated record